Messenger RNA from Sparassis crispa, 1293 nucleotides. RefSeq lists its product as hypothetical. The transcript has 3 exons. The record is from RefSeq and is a predicted model, not a curated record. NCBI's taxonomy places the organism in Eukaryota, Fungi, Basidiomycota, Agaricomycetes, Polyporales, Sparassidaceae. The coding region runs from base 1 to 1293 and encodes 430 amino acids.
AUGUUACCUACCCCAAUCUCAUCGCCACAUCACAUUCCAUCCCGAAACCUUUCCGGCCAGCCCUGGAGACCCUGGAGUGUUCCCCUUGAUCCACUCCACACAGAGCGGAAGCUCUGUGGCCUCCUCAACAAAGUCACAAAGUCCAAUUUCGAUCGUAUCUCCGACGCGGUUGUCGAUUGGGCACUCACAAUGGAGCGGACGGAGGACAUGCCGAGCAUCACUCGCUUUGCAUCCGUUAUGCUAACGCGGGGCGUCUCAGACAGGAUGCGCGCGAAGGUAUAUGGGGAAUUGUGCCAGAGGAUAAUGGACGAAGUGCAAAGUGAACGGGUCCGCUGCGGGAAGGCCGAUCCGUAUCUCCUGGACGAUCCAUUUAGGUCCGCCAUGCAGGCUGCUGUCCAGAGCGAAUCCGAGCGAAUCCUGGAGGAGGGGGAUAUCCAGGAUCUGGCUGCUCUGACCCAUUUCAUUACCGAGCUCCUGAUGCACGACGUUUUGGACGUAGAGAAAGCUGGCGACCUCUUCGACAUGUUCUUCACUGAGACAGAAAACGGUAAUGAGGACUACGCCGUGAUCCUUUACAGAUCUUUGUCACGACUGGUGCAUGCACCCGAGAUUAUCGACUCUCUCGAGAUCGUAGAAAGAAUCGAACGAUUGCUGCGACAAGGCUCGAUAUCUCUCAAAGUUCGCUAUUUGAUGAUGGCUGUGCUGAAACGGGCUAAUGAUCACGAACCGCAAGAUUCAUUCGAGUCAUCACAUCCGAGGGCCGAGAUAUAUGGCAUUGUUUCAGUUGGCAACGUCGACAAUGAGCUGCGCACUCGAGAUCCAGAUGACCUCCAACAAAUGUGCGAUGAUGCAGCAAAAGGUUUUGUGCUGUCGAAGGUACUCACGUCGGCAGAGGACGUAUUCGGGUCGCUAGCAGCGAAAGAUCGGCAUUUAUUCGUGGCUAGCCUCGUCUCGGUUGCGGUGUCGUCUCAGGCUGGCGAUGAAGCAGACGCUACAUUGGUCGCUUCGCUAUUUGGGCUGAACUCCGUGCAAGAACUUUGUCCGGUCCAGGACGCUUUCAUCCCGGGUUUUGAGGGCGAAAUCUCACGCUUGGGGACCACCGUCCUAGACAUUCCUAAGGCGUAUCGCCGUGUGGCUAUCAUGAUGAAUAGUUGCGGAAUGAGUCAAAGCGUCGUCGAGGAUUUGGUCUUGAGAGUAGCCAGAACCAGGCGUGGUCUCAUAGAGACUCUUCUCUCCGAAUUUGAGACCGUCGUAACAGGUCAUAAGCGCGAAUCCUACCAAGGGAUACCGUAG